CGCCGCCGCGCCCUUCCGCUUCCGGCAGCCCUGGUGCGCCCCCGUCCCCUCAGCGCAGCGCCGGGCCCAGCGGUGCCGGCGACGCGGGGACUUCGCAGCUCUCCCGGGCCUUCGGCUUCCCGGGGUCACCUUCAUGGGCCGGCGGUAGCGCGGCGGGGCCCGGGGCCGUGCUGAGGCGUCGGCGGGGCUGGGAGGAGCGGGGCCGGCGGCGAUGUUCGUGCAGGAGGAGAAGAUCUUCGCGGGGAAGGUGCUGCGGCUGCAGGUGUGCACCAUGGAGGGCGCCGAGUGGCUGGAGGAGGUCCCCGAGGACACCACGGUGGAGAAGCUGAAGGAGCGCUGCUUGAAGCACUGUGUACCUGGGAGCUUGGAGGAUCCAAAAACUGUGACACAUCACAAGUUGAUACACGCUACUUCUGAGAAGGUGCUAACAGACACAAAAACAGUGCUGGAGGAAAACAUUCAAGACAGAGACGUCUUGCUCUUAAUCAAGAAGCGUGCACCACCUCCGCUCCCCAAAAUGUCAGAUGUGUCUGCAGAGGAGAAAAGGAAACAAGAACAGAAAGCUCCUGAUAAGGAUGCUAUUCUCAAAGCAACUGCAAAUCUGCCCUCUCGCAAUGCAGAUCGCACUGUGGCCCAACACAACAUGAGGGAUUUUCCUUUUUUGCAGUUCCAGACAGAGCUCCGGAAGAUCUUAGUUUCUCUCAUUGAAGUUGCACAGAAAUUGCUAGCACUGAACCCAGAUGCAGUUGAACUAUUUAAGAAGGCAAAUGCCAUGCUGGAUGAGGAUGAGGAAGACAGAGUGGAUGAGAUAGCUCUGCGACAACUUACAGAAAUGGGGUUUCCAGAGAGCAGAGCUGUCAAAGCCCUUCGAUUAAAUCAUAUGUCAGUGACACAGGCCAUGGAGUGGUUGAUAGAACAUGCUGAUGACCCCGCAGUGGAUGCUCCGCUUCCAGGUCAAACUGCACCCGAAGCUGCGGCUGAAGCUGGUGCAUCCUCUGCUGAAGCAACUGCAGGUCCGAGUUCAGAAGCAGGUGGGGAAGAAGCCAAAGAUGAGCUGACUGAAAUAUUUAAGAAGAUACGAAGGAAAAGAGAGUUUCGCCCAGACCCACGGGCUGUCAUCGCCCUAAUGGAGAUGGGAUUUGAUGAAAAAGAAGUGGUAGAUGCACUCAGAGUAAACAACAACCAGCAAAAUGCAGCUUGUGAAUGGCUGCUGGGAGACAGAAAACCUUCUCCAGAGGACUUAGAUAAGGGAAUUGACACGAACAGCCCUCUCUUCCAAGCCAUCUUAGAAAACCCAGUGGUACAAUUAGGGUUAACCAACCCUAAAACUCUACUAGCCUUCGAGGAUAUGCUUGAAAACCCCUUGAACAGCACUCAGUGGAUGAAUGAUCCAGAAACUGGGCCUGUCAUGCUACAGAUCUCUCGAAUCUUCCAGACACUGAAUCGCACGUAGAGGGGAAUGCCAGACCACUGUGCCACUUCCUACUGUCCCUUGUGUCACCUUCUCAAUGGGGAGGGUGCAUGGAUUGUUUGGGGAGGGGGGGGAGGGAUUCUGUCCGAGUAGGGGUCUCACACGAGAGCUUAUGUAGUUAUGGCCAACUGAAGUUAAUUGCCUUGUGAAUUUAGUGUUAGUGGAAGAGGUUUGAAGACUUGUAUAUGUUUUCAGGUGUUAGGUCAAAAAUAAAGUAUAUCAAAAAAAUAGGAAAAGGUUUUGUGAAAACAAUUAAGAAUCUGCUUAUCAGAAAGAACUAUGAUAUUGCUUGUUAAAAAAAGGCCUGUGACAGUAGUUUUCUAGCCAGUUUUACUAGCAUCUGGCUAGUGUUUACAAAAGGUCACUGACCACUAGCAUAGGAUAUUAAUCAUCUCCAUGCAGUAUUAAUUUAUGGCUAUAUCAAAUUAUAAAAUGCUUUUUAAAAUGGAUUCUUAGGAAAUAUUUUUUAAAAGUCCAAAUAUCGGGAGAGCAAGCACAUUUCUAUCCAAAUUUGUCCGUCUUGCAUCAUAAUUGAAACAGAAUAAUUCAUAGAUGGCAUUCGUUUAAUAAAUAGCAUUACUUUUUCCUAUUUAUUUUCUGCAUUAGUGUUCUUCCAGUCCAACGGUAGUUCCACUUCUAGGAGAUUGUCAGCUAUGUUAAAGAUGCAGUAUCUCUUUCAUGGCAGAACACCGACACUUGGAUUCUCAAGGAGGCUGCAGUUCAUAACUUUAUCCUAUGCCAUAUCUUAGUGCAAGGAGGAUAUCUUCACGUGGUGGGUUUUUUCCAUUUUUAUGUGCACGGUUUUGCAAAGGGGAACUUGUGUUGUGGACUGCUUCAAACUGUUUACGAAAAAGCAACUCAUGUGCAUGGGUUUUCCUAGAACGGUGAUCUGCAAAGAAGCAGAAACACUUUGGGUUUUAUAUUUUUUUUUAAGAUAUUUAAAAGCACGCUUGAAAUUAUUUCCUUUGAGAUAGAAGUGGUUAUCCUUGACACUUUGGAAAUAUCAAGAAAGUCAGGCUCUGUCUUCCCUAGUUUUGUUGGAAGACUGAUGGGAGAUUUCAGACAGGUGCCGUGGGCUUGUAAGAAGAGAACUCACUGGUGAAUAUUCAGCUAGUUUCUUGUGAUUGGGCCAUGCAGGCUUUUGUUUUCAAGGUAGUGAAACACAGCUGACAUCUGUCACAAUCCCUGCUGGAGCAUGUGUUCCGUAGCCUGUUUUUUUUUAAAGGUGUCUGUCAAAUAGAUCCUGAAUAGCUCUGCCAGGAUUCUUUCCAAAUGUGUGUUUUAUGCAGUUGUGUUUUUGUUUUAAAAAGGAAAAUGCUACAAGAUGCAACCCGAAACCCUGUGACAAGUUUUGGCCUGAACUUGGCACCUCGUCUGUGCUAUUGUGCAGCUGAGGCACUGAAGUUGCCAGUUUCUCAUAAUUAAUAUGAAGGGUGGGGAAACAAAACAGCAUGAGAUUUUAUCUUGACUUACUAUCCCAGGAUUUUUUUUUUUUUUAAUUUGUUAUCUGUAGUUUCAUGGUAAGCUUUACAGUUCACAACUGCUGAAAUAUUUACGUUUGUGCUUGGAAAGUCCAGGAUUUACAGAGGUGUUUGUUCGGAUUGGUUGUUCGAAUGCCCAGCUGCUCCUGGGACUGUCUGGUGCCACUGCCAGGGCAGCGUGGGUGAUGAAUUUAACAGGCUCUCCAGUUUUCAGGUGGUUGAAGCUGAAUGCUGCCUGACCUCCUUUGCAGGAGCAGAGUGGCUCCUUCUAAGCAUGAAGGUUCUGCUGCUUGUGCAUUUCUGCAGAGUGUGGUACUGCCAGGAUCUGCUACUGAACUUGUUCUCUCCGUGUCUGUUGGGUAGGAGUGGUGGAAGUUAUCAGGGUUGCCUCCCUUGGUAUGCCAGAAGAGAGUCAGAGCCACUGCUGGCUCACGAGGAAAAAAAAUAUGAGUAAAACAAGGCAUGCAUAUGUAAUAGAUGAAGGUAAGGUUGCCAGUGCUGUAGCAGCAAUUAGAAACUGCACGGAUAAAGGAACGCUGCAUCUUGAAAAUGUGUGAAGGCUUGAGAAUAUGUGGUUGUUUCCGGCUUUGCUUAUUUCAGAGCUCAAAGCUUACGUAGCCGAAGUGUUGGAGAGAGUGUGUUCUUCCUGAUCUGCCAAACCUGCUUGUUGCUUGUUACAGCUGCUUGUCUUUUGGGAACUUAUGGUUCCAGUGGCCAGUCCCCGAAAGAGGCCAGAACUUAGGAGGUGUGAUGUUUGCAGCAAGGCUUAGGAGUUGAACUGAAUGGAGCCAAAACUGCCGUUAAGGUUGAACAAACCCUUUGAGGAGCUGAUCAAGACAUCAGUAUUGUUCUGUGGGUAUGAAUUAGUAGCAGACUUAGGGAGCUGUGUGUCCCCGUGACACCUGAGUGUAUUGCUGCUUGAUUAGUUAUUGGUGGGAGGAUGGAUGCUAAGUUCAUUAUGUUUGCAAAAGCAUUGAUUUAUCCCAGUUUUUAGUGAACCUGCCAUAAUCCUGAGUGAUCACUGCUAUUUAGUAAGAACGUGUGUAGGCAGGUCUCCAGGCCAGAGGAGUCUGUGUUACGAGUACUUCCUGGGCACAAACCAUCCUGUUCUGUGGCUAACGGUUCAAGGACUGGUGGAUCUGCUCUGUAAGCCAGCGAGAGGUCCCUAAACAUAUUGGAAUGUAAGUUUUUGUUUUAAUAAAAUAAGUGAAUUCUGUGAA
Molecule: messenger RNA, 4172 nt
Organism: Numida meleagris (helmeted guineafowl)
Lineage: Eukaryota; Metazoa; Chordata; Aves; Galliformes; Numididae
Gene: UBAC1
Product: UBA domain containing 1
Exons: 10
Coding region: 212-1453 (413 amino acids)
Molecular function (GO): protein binding
Source: RefSeq, a predicted model, not a curated record